This is a messenger RNA of Ctenopharyngodon idella (grass carp), 3606 nucleotides long. RefSeq names its product phosphatidylinositol glycan anchor biosynthesis, class N (gene pign). Gene Ontology annotation, biological process: GPI anchor biosynthetic process. Lineage: Eukaryota; Metazoa; Chordata; Actinopteri; Cypriniformes; Xenocyprididae. Bases 308 to 3106 code for a protein of 932 amino acids. Gene Ontology annotation, cellular component: endoplasmic reticulum membrane. The transcript is spliced from 29 exons. Gene Ontology annotation, molecular function: mannose-ethanolamine phosphotransferase activity. The record is from RefSeq and is a predicted model, not a curated record.
AUAUUUCCAGUUCAAAGGUUACCAAUACAAGGAAGUAAAGAAAAGUUCUCAGUUAAUCUGCUUACAAAAUAUUUGGUUUAGCAGGUCAAAAGCCAAGUUGGUCGCCAUACAUAUAACAGAACCUUAAAACAAGAUUAUGACGCGUUUUGUUUAGAGGCUGUGUUGUCUCAGACUCAUGGUCACUCAUGCUCUGCCGGGUGCUUUCAUUGACAGUACUGAUGUGCUGUACACCUUAGAUUAAGCUACUUUAUGAUUCUGUUUCUAUCUGAAGUUUGCAAAAAGUGCCCCAGGUCUGACAGCAGACAAAAUGAAGAUGAUGACAUUCUUCAUUGUGGGACUCAUUGUCCAUGUAGUCUUCUUUCUCUCAAUAUUUGACAUCUAUUUCACGUCCCCUCUUGUCCAUGGAAUGACACCACAACGUGUCCAUCUGGCCCCUCCGGCCAAGCGCUUGGUGCUCUUUGUGGCAGAUGGUCUAAGAGCCGACAGUCUCUUUAAGCCAGACGACAAUGGGACAGUCAGGGCUCCUUACCUAAGGAGUGUGAUUGAAGAGGGCGGCACAUGGGGAGUGUCACACACGCGAGUCCCUACAGAAUCACGGCCAGGUCAUGUGGCUCUACUAGCGGGCUUUUAUGAGGACGUUAGUGCUGUUGCCAAGGGCUGGAAGGAGAAUCCGGUGGAGUUUGAUUCUGUUUUUAAUGAGAGCAGACAUACCUGGUGUUGGGGCAGCCCUGACAUAUUACCAAUGUUUGCUAAAGGAGCCACUGGAGACCAUGUGUACACUCACACGUACCCACCAGAGCGGGAGGAUUUUGCCUCCACUGAUGCUUCCAGACUUGAUACAUGGGUAUUUGAUGAAGUGAAGGAUUUUCUCAGUGUAGCCAAAAGCAAUGAAACUCUGCUGAAUAAGUUACAUGAAGAACAGAAUGUGUUUUUCCUUCAUCUGUUGGGGAUAGACACCAAUGGCCAUGCCCACAGGCCCAUGUCAAAGGAAUAUCUAGAGAACAUUGGCCUGGUUGAUGCUGGUGUCGCUGAAAUUGUCACUGUGAUGGACGACUUUUAUGGGCACGAUGGAAAAACAGCUUAUGUUUUUACGUCUGACCAUGGCAUGACAAAUUGGGGAUCUCACGGUGCGGGACAUCCAUCAGAGACGCUGACUCCACUGGUGGCAUGGGGCGCUGGGGUUCAAACGGCACAACGGGAGGGCUCUCAAAAAUAUGAUGAUAAUUAUUUAAAAGAAUGGGGGUUAGAAACAUACAAGAGAGUGGAUGUCAAUCAAGCUGAUAUUGCUCCACUAAUGUCAUCUCUUAUAGGAGUUCCCUUUCCUCUAAACUCUGUGGGUGUCUUACCGCUGAAUUACCUGAAUAACAGCCAGCACUUUAAGGCCGAGAGCAUGUAUUCAAAUGCUGUUCAGAUCUUGGAGCAGUUCAGGGUGAAAAUGGCACAGAAGAAAGAAACAACAGUAUCCUUUCUGUUUACACCCUACCAGCCUCUGACUGACUCUAAACAGAUGGAUUUUGUGCGUCAGGCAAGAGAUUUGAUCAAGAAAGGACAGUUUAAUGAAGCAAUCCAUUAUUGUGAAGAUCUGAUAGCCCAGGCCAUGGAAGGCUUGUCUUAUUAUCACACGUAUGAUCGGUUCUUCCUGGGCAGCAGUGUUGUUCUGGGUUUUAUUGGUUGGACCUCUUAUGUGGUUUUGUUCAUCCUGAAGACCCAUGCUAGCCUACGCAAACCUCCAUCUAACAUGCAUAUGGUAACAGAAAGGAAUCUAGGCCAGGCGUUUCUAUGUAUAGGUCUGCUUGUGGCUCUGUUCUUGUUGGUCCAGUCGAGUCCUUGGACCUACUACAUCUACUGCUUGCUCCCUGUGCCCGUGUGGCACUCCGUCAUGAGGGAAUUUGAAACUCUUGCUGGUCUGAUUCGUUCGAUCCCCUCAUUACCACUCAGCAAAUGCUUUGGAUAUUUUUUGCUGGUUACAUUCGGAAUUGAGUUACUAGUCAUGAGUUUUUUCUAUCGGGCCAUGUUGACCUUGGGGCUGGUGGUGCUGGCGCUGUGGCCUAUGGUUUCUGGCCUCUAUACAAAAGCAAAGUUCAGGUCACUGAGCUGGAUGUUUAGCUGUCUCUUUCUGGCUGUGUUUCCACUGUUGCCUGUGGUGGGACGGGAACCCAACGUUAACUAUGUAAUUUGUGCUGCAGUGCUGACCCUCUUCAACUUGUCCUCAUACCUUUGGUCAUCAUGGAGAGGCUCUCCUGUGAUGCGAAGGGAUCGUCAGCUGUUCAUCUGCCAGAUGGUGCAGGUGGUGCUUUGUGCUUAUACCCUGACCAGCACCCACUCCAGUCUGCAGCUGAAGCAAGGCCUGCCGCUCUUCAACCAGCUCGUUAGCUGGUUCACUCUAGUUUCCUCAUUUUUGAUACCAUUGUUGAGUUCAACCAAGCUCUUUCAGAGACUGCUGAGUAUCCUGGUGUCCUUGGUGUGUGUCUACCUUCUUCUGAGCACAGGGUAUGAGGCUCUUUUUCCUCCGGUGCUGUCAUGGCUCAUGUUUGCAUGGAUCAACAUUGAGCAGGAAGCCAUGACCACUCAAGAAAGUACAUAUCGAACUGAGCUCUUCAGCAUUGAUUUUGCUGAAAAUAUUGACAUUACCAAAAUCAGGCAACUGAGACUGGAUGACAUUCGGAGAUCUUACUUUUUUGUGUUUUUCAUAAUAACUGCAUUCUUUGGCUGCGGUAACAUUGCCUCUAUCAACAGUUUUGACCCAGCCUCAGUGUACUGCUUUCUGACCGUCUUCAACCCUUUCAUCAUGGGCGGCCUGUUAAUGUGGAAGGUUUUAAUUCCAUUUGUAAUUGUGAUGUGCACAUUCGAAAGUAUUCAAGUGUCAACGCAGCUCUCAUCACGAAGCCUUUUCCUCGUUGUGCUUGUUAUCUCAGACUUGAUGGCACUGCAUUUUUUUUUCUUAGUAAAAGAUUAUGGAAGCUGGCUUGACAUAGGAACUAGUAUUAGUCACUAUGUCAUUGUAAUGUCCAUGACCAUCUUCCUCAUGUUGCUGAGUGUCAUGACGCACAUUUUAACCUCCAAAAGAAUCAUCAUUGGAUGGAAACGAAAGAUGCACUUUAGGUGACGACCUCAUACCUGGACCUCCAUCCUAAUGUUUACAAGGUGCAAAAAAUGAACAUUCAACUGCACAAUAACAUGACUGAUGUUCAGCAUGGGGUCUUCCUGUUUCUGGGAAUUUCUUAACAUCAAUAUUACUUAAGACAUAUGACUCUGCAUCUCAAACUGUAAGAGGAAGCCUCUGUUUGGUAAAACUAAUAAGUUAGCUGUUUUUAAAUACAUAUAUAUUGAAUUUAUAGGUAUUUUAAUUCUGGGACUUCAGGGGGGACAAACACCACAAGACAGGCACAGGUUAAAGGGAAAGUACUUGAUUUUGUCUCUGUAUAUGUACUGUAUGAUUUAUGCCAAAGGUGAGGAAUGUUACUGUACUGAUAUGUCAGCUGAUUUUGACUGGAAUCUAAUUAUCAGAUAGUAUUAUGCUACAUGUGUAGUUUUAUAAUACUGUAUUUUUAAUAUUUUUGUGUAAAUUUGUAAAAUUAUUUAUUUACAAUAAACCUUUACAUUAAG